UAACAAGGUAACUAAAAAUUAUCGUUAACUUGAUUGAGCCCAAAUUGAAAAUUUGGUCCUCUACAAAAUAUGAUAAUCCGUCAUAAUUACCAUUUAGUAAAAAGCUUAACAACAAGGCAAACGGAAAACCAAAGCGAAGUGUUUUGAGUGACGUCGCGGUCAAUGACGCGCUAAUUUUGAUUUCAGUAUUUUUGAUUCCCUGAACGUUUUACCAAUUGUAAAACAGUUUAGCCCACUCCCACUCCGUGAAAAUUCUUUUUUCCAAAUACAAACGAAAACAAAGCAAAUCGCAAACAAUCUGAAGAAUUGAAAAAUACUGAAAUAGCAGGAAUGCGCAGUUGUACCAUCUCGCGGAUUUUUUAAUUCUGUCUCAGCCAACAAACGGGUUUAUGAUGCUGACUUUACGAGGAUUGGAGGGGUUUUGUCCGACUUACCGGAGACUUCUGUGGAGACAUUUGCGAAAGUUUUCUUCGGGUGCACAAAAAGAACAAUAUGACUUGAUAGUCAUCGGUGGUGGAUCAGGUGGAUUGGCUUGUGGAAAAGAGGCGGCUGAUCUUGGAAAAACUGUUGCUGUUUUGGAUUUUGUAAAGCCCACACCAAUUGGCACAAAAUGGGACAUUGGAGGCACAUGUGUGAAUGUCGGUUGCAUACCGAAAAAAUUGAUGCAUCAAGCUGCAUUACUAGGUCAUUCAAUACAUGACGCAAGAAAGUUUGGUUGGAAUAUUCCAGGAGAUAUAACAAAUAAUUGGGAAGAGCUGAGCCAUGCGGUGCAGAUGCAUGUCAGAUCAUUAAAUUGGGGACAUAAAGUACAAUUAAAUGAAAGAAAAGUGAAAUACUACAAUGCAUAUGGAAGCUUUGUUGACGCAAACACUGUGAGAGGUACGAAGAAAAAUGGAGACAAGAUCUAUUUACAAAGUGAUAAUAUUGUCAUUGCUGUCGGUGGAAGACCAAGAUAUCCUAAUUUUCCAGGUGCAAGGGAACACUGUAUCACUAGUGAUGAUUUGUUUUGGAAGAAAAAACCUCCUGGAAAAACAUUGGUGGUAGGUGGAAGCUAUGUUGGACUGGAAUGUGCUGGAUUUCUUCAUGGACUUGGAUUUGAUACAACAUCAUUAAUCAGAUCUAUUCCAUUGAGAGGUUUUGAUCAGCAAAUGGCAAAGUUGGUUACAGACAACAUGACAGACUGUGGUAUGAAUAUUCAAUAUGGCAUGAUUCCAACUCAUGUCGAAAAAUUAACUGAUAAUACUUUGAAAGUAGAACUUCAAUCUGUAGAUGGAACAAAGACGAUUACAAAUAAUUUUGACACUGUGUUAUUAGCAACUGGCAGAGAUCCACUUACCAGUGAACUGAAUCUAUCAAGUGCAGGUAUUGAAACGGACAAUAUGGGAAAAGUUAUUGUAAAUAAGGAAGAAAAAACAACAGCUUCGGGAGUUUAUGCAAUUGGUGAUGUAGCUGAGAAUCGGCCGGAGUUAACACCAGUUGCGAUUAAAUCUGGCAAGCUAUUAGCAAGAAGACUAUUUUUAAAUUCGAAAGAGCUGAUGCAUUAUCAUGUCAUACCUACUACAGUAUUUACUCCAUUAGAAUAUAGCACUGUGGGUCUCAGCGAAGAAAAUGCAAUUGCACAAUAUGGUGAAGAAAAUUUAGAGAUUUAUCAUGCUUUUUACAAACCAUUGGAAUAUACAAUUCCUGAAAGAGAUAGUUCACAAUGUUAUAUCAAAGUAAUAACAGAGCGAUAUAAUGAACAGAAAAUCUUAGGAAUCCAUUUAAUUGGUCCCAAUGCUGGUGAAGUUAUGCAGGGAUUUGCUGUUGCAAUGAGAUGUGGGGCUACUUAUCAGCAUCUAUCAAGUGUAGUGGGAAUCCAUCCAACCUGUGCAGAGGAACUUGUUAAAAUUCAUAUUACGAAAAGAUCAGGUCUUGAUCCAACAGUAACUGGUUGCUGAGGAUAACUUGCGCGAAAAGAAUGAAACUUUUCGUGCAGGUUGUUGUUUUACAGUGAUGGCAUUAUGGCUAAAAGGGACUUUUGAAUGAAAAGUUUUGUACAGUGGGAAAAACAUGCCUAGGAAAAUUUGCGCGGGCCAGCCAACAAUAAUGAGGGACCACCAUGUUUUGACGUAUGGCUGGCUCACAGUUCAAAUAUUCAGGAAAAUGCUUGCCAUUGCAUUGCCGAUUUCUUUUAAUGUGUCAUGAAUUUAAUCGAAGUGGGGUAUAUUCAUGCACAAAAUUAAA
Molecule: messenger RNA, 2223 nt
Organism: Styela clava
Lineage: Eukaryota; Metazoa; Chordata; Ascidiacea; Stolidobranchia; Styelidae
Product: thioredoxin reductase 2, mitochondrial-like
Biological process (GO): cellular response to oxidative stress; glutathione metabolic process; cell redox homeostasis
Cellular component (GO): cytosol; mitochondrion
Molecular function (GO): flavin adenine dinucleotide binding; thioredoxin-disulfide reductase (NADPH) activity; glutathione-disulfide reductase (NADPH) activity
Source: RefSeq, a predicted model, not a curated record